AGCGCGCGAACGCAGACCAGUGGCCGCCGCAGGCAUCUCCCGGCUGGACGCUGUCAACACAUAACCUCAACAUCCGGAGUCACCGGCCGGUCACACCAACGCACUUCAUAUUAAUCGCGGGCAGAGGAUGGAGCCGUGGUUGUGCGCGGCGGCGCUGGUGGCGGCGGUGGCGCUCUGGCUGUGGCUGCGGCCCCGCACGCAGAAGACGAGCCCUCCCGGGCCGCGCGGGCUGCCGCUGCUGGGCAACCUGCUGCUGCUGGACCCCGCGGCGCCGCACGAGUCUCUGAGCGCGCUGGCUCGCCGCUACGGGCCCAUCUUCUCGCUGCGGCUGGGCUCGGUGCCCACCGUCGUGCUGGCCGACGCCCGCCUCGUGCGCGACGCCUUCGCCAAGGACGCGUGCACCGGCCGCGCGCCGCUCUACCUCACGCACGGCAUCAUGAAGGGCAAGGGCAUCAUCUGCGCCGAGGGAGCGCUGUGGCGCGACCAGCGCAAGUUCGUGGCGAGCACGCUGCGCAACCUGGGCAUGGUGAAGGCGGGGCCUCGCAGGGAGCGCCUGGAGGCCCUCGUAGCGGACAGCGUCGAUUACUGUCUGCAGAAGCUGGAGGGUGAGACGGUGGACCCGCUGUCGGCGCUGCAGCACUCGGUGGGCAACGUGAUGAAUGCGCUCGUGUUCGGCCGCACCUACGCGGAGGACGAUCCGGUGUGGCGCUGGCUGCAGCACCUGCAGGAGGAGGGCACCAGGCUCAUCGGCGUCGCCGGGCCGCUCAACUUCCUGCCCUUCCUCAGGUUCCUGCCGCAGCAGCGGCGCAACAUGCGCUUCCUGGUGGAGGGCCAGCGGCAGACGCACGAGCUGUACUCGCGGCUGGCGGCGGCCCACGGGCAGGACGAGGGGGACCUGCUGGGCGCCUUCCUGGCAGAGGGCGCGCGCCGCCGCCUCGACGCCCAGCCCGGCCACCACUUCUACUCGGACGAGCAGCGCAACUUCCUCAUGGCCGACAUGUUCGGCGCCGGCCUCGACACCACGCUCACCACUCUGCGCUGGUUCCUGCUCAUGAUGGCCGCGCACCCAGACGAGCAGGAGCUGGUGUGGGAGGAGCUGCGCGCGCUGGGCCGGCGGCCCUGCCUGGAGGACUGCGGGUCGCUGCCGCGGCUCGAGGCGGCCAUCCUGGAGACGCAGCGCAUCCGCACCGUCGUGCCCGUCGGCAUCCCCCACGGCGUCCUCCAGGACAUGACGCUGGGCGGCUUCCACGUGCCGAAGGGCACCAUGGUGCUGCCGUUGUUGUGGGCCAUCCACAUGGACCCCAAGGCGUGGACCGAGCCAGAGCGCUUCAACCCGGCGCGCUUCCUGGACGACGACGGCCACGUAGUGCGCCGCGACAACUUCAUACCUUUCCAGACAGGGAAGCGCAUGUGCGUGGGCGAGGAGCUGGCGCGUGUCGUGCUGUGGCUCUACUGCGGCGCGCUGCUGCAGCGCCUGCGCGUCUCCGCCCCCGACGCCGCCGCCGGGCCGGACCUGCGCGGCGUCUGCGGCAUCACCCUGACGCCGCCCCCGCAGCCGCUGCGCUUCACCCCCCGCUGACCGCCUCCACCCGCGCCAUCUUCUCUGCCCUCUCUCUCUCUCUCUCUCUCUCUCAUCGCUUAAUAAAGAAAGUCAUAUGUAUCCACUCACUGGCUCGAUAAUCGUAUUUGACCGAAAACUCCCUUUACAACAUCCCACAUCUGCCCUGGAUAUUUUGCCAUGACAGCAUCAUGUGACAGAAAAAAACAGCUUUUCUUUUGAUUUUCUUUACCUCGCCUCCGACAAGUAGUCAAUUUUUUUUAAGACUAUAAGAAGAGGGUAGCAUUUAUCUGUGACGAAAUGUAUACAUUUCUUUAAUAAAACGCUACAUAUGUACAAUGAA
Schistocerca serialis cubense is the source of this 1901-nucleotide messenger RNA. RefSeq names its product cytochrome P450 306a1 (gene phtm). Bases 128 to 1579 code for a protein of 483 amino acids. The transcript is spliced from 8 exons. The record is from RefSeq and is a predicted model, not a curated record. Gene Ontology annotation, molecular function: heme binding; iron ion binding; oxidoreductase activity, acting on paired donors, with incorporation or reduction of molecular oxygen, reduced flavin or flavoprotein as one donor, and incorporation of one atom of oxygen. Gene Ontology annotation, biological process: xenobiotic metabolic process. Gene Ontology annotation, cellular component: cytoplasm; intracellular membrane-bounded organelle. NCBI's taxonomy places the organism in Eukaryota, Metazoa, Arthropoda, Insecta, Orthoptera, Acrididae.